Molecule: messenger RNA, 2427 nt
Organism: Erigeron canadensis
Lineage: Eukaryota; Viridiplantae; Streptophyta; Magnoliopsida; Asterales; Asteraceae
Product: ferric reduction oxidase 8, mitochondrial
Exons: 8
Coding region: 56-2173 (705 amino acids)
Cellular component (GO): plasma membrane
Molecular function (GO): oxidoreductase activity
Source: RefSeq, a predicted model, not a curated record
UCUGAAAAAAGAGGUCUCUAAGUACUAUAUUCAUUGCAACUGUAUAAGCUCAAAAAUGGCAAAACCUUUUCUUCUUGCUCUAAAGUUUUUCAUGGUCUUACCAGCCGUUGUUUGGGUAUUCAUUUGGGUUAUGAAACCAACGCAAAUAUGGACAGCAAAAUGGAAAGAAGCCGAAGAUGCUGCAAAAACUAGUAUUUUUGGUUCGAAUGGUCUUGAUUUUGCUGUUUUAACAUUCCCUAUUAUCGUUUCCAUUAUGAUUGGAUAUGUCUACUUGCAUUUUAAACCAAAGGAACCCAGGAGAAGACGAAGGAGGAGUUUGAUCACAGCUCUAUCCAACCCAAUCAUCGCUAAUAGUUUCGUGGGUGUUUUGUCUGCCAUGGAAGUCAUUGUCAUCUCCAUCUUCAUAAUCUUUCUAGCAUGGACGUUCUACAUACGAAUCUCUAAUGAUUUUGAGAAGAUGAUGCCUGACAAAUCACUGAAAUUAAACAUAUGGCAAUUUAAGAUGUUUAGGGUAGCAACACGGUGUGGAUUGCUUGCCGAAGCCUGCUUAGCUCUGCUUCUAUUCCCAAUCAUGAGAGGAAUGACUGUUUUUCAAUUCUUUGGUAUCCAAUUUGAAGCAUCUGUCCGAUACCAUAUCUGGCUUGGGACUAUGAUGCUAUCGUUCGCCACUUUACAUGGGGCUGGCACUCUAUUCAUAUGGGGUAUCAAAAACCAGAUUCAAGAUGAGAUAUGGAAAUGGCAGAAAACCGGAAGAAUAUACCUGGCCGGGGAAAUAUCACUUGUUGCGGGAUUAGUCAUCUGGAUCACAUCACUUCCACAAGUGAGAAGAAAAAGAUUUGAAAUCUUCUACUACACACACCACUUGUAUAUCAUCUUCAUCGUUUUUUUCUUGUUUCACACUGGAGACCGUCAUUUCUACAUGGUAUUCCCUGCCAUUUUUCUUUAUGUCAUCGAGAGGUUACUCAGAAUUAUACAAUCAAGGCCAGAAACGUGCAUUAUUUCUGCUCGAAUUUUCCCUUUCAGAGCUAUUGAACUUAUACUGCCAAAAGAACCAGGACUCAAAUAUACCCCAACAAGUAUAAUCUUCUUAAAGAUACCGUGCAUUUCCAAGUUUCAAUGGCAUUCUUUUAGUAUAGCUUCCAGCUCCAUUGUUGAUGAUGAUACACUGUCUGUGAUCAUAAAAUGUGAUGGAUCAUGGACAAAUUCUCUUUAUGAUAUAGUCCAGGGAAUGUCGAAUGAUGGUCAUCAGAGAGUGCAUAGGUGCAUUCCGGUUUCCGUUGAGGGACCAUACGGACCAGCAUCAACCGACUUCCUAAGCAAAUAUGAUAGUUUGCUUCUUGUGGCUGGAGGAAUUGGGGUAACUCCAUUUUUGAGUAUAUUGCAAGAAACUUUUUCUGUUCACAGAAAGAAUUUCCCGACAAAAGUACAGCUUGUUCAUAUAAUGAAGAAACGCACUAGUGUUGGACUACUAUAUUCACUUCUACCACUUCUCACAAACAAAAGCACCAACGAAUUUGAACUAAAGGUCAAGGCAUAUGUCACCCAAGAAACUCAAUCUGGUGCAACGAUUAGUGAACUGAUAUAUGAGUUUUCUCAAGUUGAAACAGUCAGCUUUGACAUAGGGAAUAUAAGUUAUUCUCCAAAUGGCCAUGGGAGCUCACUUUCAAUGGCUGCUAUUGUCGGGUUCUCUUCCAUUUUGUUAUUUGUUUUGAUAGUCACUUUCAGUAACGUCUUUUUGCCUCGUCCUAAAAAAGCUUCUUCCAAAGAAAAAAAUAUUUCUUCAGUAGUUGAUCUUAUACUUAUAUUCUCGUUCGUUCUAUCCAUUAUCAUCAGUGUAAUUGUGUUCUUAGUUUUGAGACUGAAACAUUUGAAAAAACAGCAUCCAUCAAUGGCAUUUAAGCAUAAAGAAGAAGAACUGCAAGCAAGUUCCAUCCAAUCAAGAAAUUUUGAUGGACAUGAACUUCAUUUUGGAUCAAGGCCCGACUUCUACGAUAUAUUCACAAAAUUUGCAAAUGAAACGGGGGGGUCCAACAUAGGGGUCUUGGUAUGUGGACCAGAAGAAAUGAAGGAAUCAGUGGCUUCACUUUGCCAGUUAAGUUCUCAAGGUUCAAUCAAUGAUGCUCAAAGAAAGAAACCUUACUUCAAUUUCCACUCCCUGAACUUCACUCUUUAGGAAUGUAUCUAUAAGUUGUAACGAUACAAGUAAAAACUUUGUUUGAUUCCAUAGAUAAAACUUGAUCAUAGAUUAUCAGCAUAGGUGUUUGGUAAUCCAUCUGUGCAAGUAUGGUAGUCAUAGUCAUUUUAGUCUUUUAGAGAGAUGAUCUGUAACAAUCUUGACCUACAAGAUUAGCUAUUUAUAGCUGAAUGACGUGUAUAUGUAAAGUUAUAUGGUCAGUGCAUCACUAAGUCGUAUGUCUUUGCAUUCAA